Messenger RNA from Monoraphidium neglectum, 1806 nucleotides. RefSeq lists its product as hypothetical. The coding region runs from base 1 to 1806 and encodes 601 amino acids. NCBI's taxonomy places the organism in Eukaryota, Viridiplantae, Chlorophyta, Chlorophyceae, Sphaeropleales, Selenastraceae. The record is from RefSeq and is a predicted model, not a curated record. The transcript is spliced from 12 exons.
AUGGCGUCAGCUCUGCCGUACGUGCCUGUGGGCUACGGCACCAGCAUCGUGACCAGCAGCCCCCUGGUCCUCAACGCAUCAAGAUGCACAGGUGGCACCUACGGCGUCAGCUCUGCUGUCUACGGCCCAACUGACAACAGCAACACCUGCCAGAGCUGCCCCAGCGGGAUGACCACACAGGACACCAACCCUGCGUACUCGGGGGCACAGCAAGCCGCCGUCAUCAACAACGGCUCGGGCUCCUGUGUCAACAGCGCUGGCUAUGGGUACAAUUCCACAUCAGGCCUGGCUUACCUGUGCGCUGCCAACACCUACAGCCCUGGCUACACUCAGACGGCCUGCAGCAGCUGUGGCACUGGGCUGCUGACAGCCAGUACUGGGUCAACGAGCUACAGCAGCUGCUACGUGCCCGUGGGCUACGGCACCAGCAUUGUGACCAGCAGCCCCCUGGUCCUCAACGCAUCAAGAUGCACAGGUGGCACUUACGGCGUCAGUUCAGCUGUCUACGGCCCAGCUGACAACAGCAACACCUGCCAGAGCUGCCCCAGCGGCACAACAACACAGGACACCAACCCUGCGUACUCGGGGGCACAGCAAGCCGCCGUCAUCAACGGCGGAUCUGGCUCCUGUGUCAACAGCGCUGGCUAUGGGUACAACUCCACAUCAGGCCUCGCGUACCUUUGUGGUGUUGGCACGUACAGUGCUGGCUACACUCAGACGGCCUGCAGGAGCUGUGGCACUGGGCUGCUGACAGCCAGUACUGGGUCAACGAGCUACAGCAAUUGCUACGUGCCCAUUGGCUAUGGCACGAGCAUCGUGACAAGCAGUCCCCUGGUUCUGAGUGCAUCAAGAUGCACAGGUGGGACCUAUGGCGUCAGCUCUGCUGUCUACGGCCCAACAGACAACAGCAACACCUGCCAGAGCUGCCCCAGCGGCACAACAACACAGGACACCAACCCUGCGUACUCGGGGGCACAGCAAGCCGCCGUCAUCAACAACGGCUCGGGCUCCUGCGUCAACAGCGCUGGCUAUGGGUACAACUCCACAUCAGGCCUGGCGUACCUUUGCGCUGUUGGCACGUACAGCGCUGGCUACACACAGGCCGCCUGCAGCAGUUGCGGCACUGGGCUGCUGACGAACAGCACCGGGUCAACGAGCUACAGCAGCUGCUACGUGCCCGCGGGCUACGGCACCAGCAUUGUGACCAGCAGCCCCCUGGUCCUCAGCGCAUCAAGAUGCACAGACAACACCAACACCUGCAAGAGCUGCCCCAGCGGCACGACAACACAGGACACCAACCCUGCGUACUCGGGGGCGCAGCAAGCGGCUGUCAUCAACAACGGCUUGGGCUCCUGUGUCAACAGCGCCGGCUACGGGUACAACUCCACGUCAGGCCUGGCUUACCUGUGCGCUGUAAACACUUACAGCCCUGGUUACACACAGGCGGCCUGCAGCAGCUGCGGCACUGGGCUGCUGACAGCCAGCACCGGGUCAACGAGCUACAGCAGCUGCUACGUUCCUGUGGGCUACGGCACCAGCAUUGUCACCAGCAGCCCCCUGGUCGUCAACGCGUCACGCUGCACAGGUGGCACCUAUGGCGUCAGCUCUGCUGUCUACGGCCCCACUGACAACAGCAACGCCUGCCAGAGCUGCCCAAGCGGUAUGACCACGCAGGACACCAACCCUGCGUACUCAGCGGGGCAGAAAGCCGCCGUCAUCAACAAUGGCUUGGGCUCCUGCGUCAACAGCGCCGGCUAUGGGUACAACUCCACUGUCCAGCAGCUGUAUGUUGCAUGCGUGCGCUGA